AUGGAUAGAAAGUCCAGAACUAAUAACAACGUUGCUCAAGCCAGCUCCCGCAAGGGCUGCAUGAGAGGCAAAGGCGGACCAGACAACGCUGCUUGCACUUUCAAAGGCGUCCGCCAGCGUACUUGGGGCAAAUGGGUCGCUGAAAUUCGCGAACCCAACCGUGGUGCUCGUCUCUGGCUUGGCACCUUCGACACUGCCCAUGAAGCCGCUCUUGCUUACGAUGCUGCUGCUCGUAAACUCUACGGCUCCGAAGCUAAGCUUAAUCUCCCCCAAACUACUACUACUUCUCAUGAAUUACCUCAAUUGGAACAUGGCGGCCAAUCUCCUUCUAAUAAUAAUAUUAUUGCUUCUCCCUCUCCAACCGGUACGACAACAACGGUGUCCUCAUCUCCGAUUGAGCGGAUUGGCGGGCUGUGGGAAAAUGAGAACGUGAAUUUUGAUGAGUCAAUAUGGAGAGAGGCUGUGAUGUCUUUAGAUUUUCCUAUUAUCGAAAAUGAUCAAGGGAUUUUCUUCGACGGGGCUGGAAGUUGGGACGCUUUGCAGUGGUGCAUGUGA
This is a messenger RNA of Cucumis sativus (cucumber), 555 nucleotides long. RefSeq names its product dehydration-responsive element-binding protein 2D. The record is from RefSeq and is a predicted model, not a curated record. The coding region runs from base 1 to 555 and encodes 184 amino acids. Gene Ontology annotation, cellular component: nucleus. Gene Ontology annotation, biological process: response to stress; positive regulation of DNA-templated transcription. The transcript has a single exon. NCBI's taxonomy places the organism in Eukaryota, Viridiplantae, Streptophyta, Magnoliopsida, Cucurbitales, Cucurbitaceae. Gene Ontology annotation, molecular function: DNA-binding transcription factor activity; transcription cis-regulatory region binding.